CGCCUCGGCAGCACCCAGCAGAACGGACGUGCAUGAUGCUCAUCAAAGCCCGAUGGUACCAGCACAACAAGCACCACUGUUCAGCUCGAACCUCUCUGCGGCCUCGCUCAUGUCAUCUCAUUGAGCAGACUUCCACCCCCAUAACGGUGCUUUUUAUUUGUCUCAAAAGCUUUUACGGCCUCGGCGAGGGUGAACGUCACCACGUUUUUGUGGCUUGUCACUUCCGGGGGAGCCGCGGGGUGAAUUAGCCGAUCACCGGUGAUCCAAGUUGGGCGUCUUCGAUGCUCCGUGCGGGCAGGAUGGAGGAGUUUGUUACGGAGGAAGAGGAACCAUGGUACGACCAGCGUGACUUGAAGCAAGACUUACACUUGGCAGCGGAGCUCGGCAAAACCCUCCUGGAGCGUAACAAGGAGCUGGAGGAUUCCCUUCAGCAGAUGUACAUCAACAAUGAGGAUCAAGUGCAUGAGAUAGAGUAUCUGUCCAAGCAACUGGAGAUGUUACGCGAGAUGAACGAGCAGCACGCCAAGGUUUAUGAACAGCUGGACGUGACCGCCAGAGAGUUGGAGAUCACUAAUGAGAAGCUGGUUUUGGAGAGCAAGGCCUCGCAGCAGAAAAUAGACAGGUUGACGGGCACCGUGGAGACCUUGCAAGGUCAGGUGGACUGUUUGACCGCCCGGGUGGAGGAACUGCGAACUUUGGAUGAGCUCAGGGUCCUCCGAGAGAAGAGGGAACGCCGCAAGACGGUCCAUUCGUUUCCCUGCCUCAAAGAACUCUGCACUGCUCCAAGGUAUGAGGACGGUUUCCUGUUGGCCAACCCCGGUAGUGUGGACCUCACAGAGCGGCCUGCGGCAGAGGAGGAGAACGAGCGCCUGAGGGACAUCGUGACGUCGCUGCGUUCGGCCAUGGCGGCCGAGCGCUCCAAAAGGGAGUGUGCAGAGCGGGAAUGCGCCGCCGUGCUGCAGGAGUUCGACCGUAUUGAGCAGCGUCUGCUCGGAGCCGAGGGCUGCCAGCUGCGGGUUCGGGAGCUGGAGGCUGAGCUCCAGGAGAUGCAGCUCCUGAGGAAGUCCAGGGCGUGUCUGACGGAGGAGGGCAUAGAAACGUUGCUCGCCAACUGCCCCGAGACUGACGCGCCGGACGAAGCAGUCGCCCUGGACGCGGGAGGAGAUGUUGGGUCCGGCGAUUCGGGAGGCCCGGUGAGGAAGAGCUGCAGUGACACGGCCCUGAACAUCGUCACGGUCCGCGACCCGCCGGGUAGGCGCCAGUCGGGGCGCAAACGGGGGAUGUCUAUCCUGAGCGAGGUGGAUGAGCAGUACCACGCCCUGCUGGAGAAGUACGAGGAGCUGCUGGGAAAGUGCCGGCGCGACGAGGAGAGCCUUCGCCACGCCGAGGUGCAGACGUCACGGCCCGUCUCCAGGGACCCUUCCUUGAAAGAGUAUAGCAUAGCCUCUUCGGGGGCCGCCGCCGCAUUUGUCAGCUCCCCUCCGACUCCUCCGGACGCCCCGUCCACACCGGAGGCAUUGGAAGGCAUCAGUAGGCAGGUGGAGCAAGUGGACAAACGUCUCAGCCAAAACACGCCUGAGUACAAAGCGCUCUUCAAAGAGAUCUUCUCUCGUUUGCAGAAGACCAAGAGUGACGUGAGCGCCACCAAGGGCAGAAAAGGUGGCAAGUGAGCACCUUUGCGCAACUUGCAUUCAUUUUCUACUGCACGUGACCUUAUUUGGGUCACGGAGAGGCUUAGUACACCGCGGAAUGGUCGUCAGCCAGAUAAUUUUGUCUUCAAUGAAAAUCAUAAAUUUUGAAAUAUUGGCAAUUGCAUUCAAAAUAACUAAUUGGCUGCCAUUGAGGCGGCUAUAGACGUCCAGUCCAUUUGAACUGGGCAGCGAUUGAACAUUCGUUCGCUACCACCCCUCCCAGUUCAAAUGGAUUGCACAUUUACCAGUGAUAAACUCAGUAAAAGUCUUAAGUGCUCCCUCAUGAAAAAGUCGAUGAUGCCCAAUAAGCUUCAUUUCCCCCCCCUACUGUUAUCGUGAGUGAAUAGUUAUCAAAGUUCAGAAUGCUUGUCAUUGAAUUUAUGUGAUAUGAAGCAAAUGAAACAAGAUUCUAUGGUGAUUAUGAUUAAACGACUGAUUUGUGCAAGAUAAAGUUAUGGACUUUUUUUUUGGUUUUUGUAUUCAGAGUAGGACUCGAUAUAAAAUUAGAGGCUUUAGAAUCUAGAUUAAUCACAUUAUAUUCACAUCGCAAUAUUCGUCCCAAAAAGCGUGUAAUUCAUAUAUAUAAUUAAUUUUUUGUGUGAAAGGAUUUUAAUUUGGAGUUAUUGCCUUUCAAUACAAAACAGUUGAAAAACAAUUACCUCGGCAAAAACCUAAAAGACCGGAAACCUGAAGUUUAAUUUUAAGACAUCGAAACGUUGAAAAAAAUAAAUAGAAGGGACGUCCUGAUCUCGCCAUUCUUCAGAGGAUCGGAAUUGGGCGAGAAGGAUCGGGUUUUUGAUUUAAAAAAUACAUGAUUUUCUGCUUCAGACUCGUACAGCCUUUCACUCUCCCUCCUGCUGCUUUUUUUGGUCGGGAGAGCAGCUGGAGUUUGUUAAAGUUAACGAUGAUUGACAGGUUUGUAGCUUAGAUCUGGUUGAAAAGCUCUGUAGCUCUACGAUCAAAGGCUCGAAUGUGUCAAUCAUCGUUUAGUCAAUCUUCAUUGUCUAGAGUCUUGUCGGCAGCGUGAGCAUCAAAGCGUGACUUUGAGUGAACUCCUAUGAAUUACUGUAAUUUUCAGACUAUAAGGCGCACCUGACUAAUCCGCACCCACAAAUGUUGACAAAAAAACUGCAUUUCUUCAUAGAUAAUUCACCCCGGACUAUAAGUCGCAGCUGUCCACACUGUAUUAUGUGAUAUUUAUACAAAAAAAUAUUAACCGGUAACACUUUAUUGGACAGUGGCAUCAUAAGACGGUCAUGAGACCAAAUGAACCACCAUCAUUGCUUCAACAAGCUUCAUUUGGCCAUCACUGAUCUCUUCAGCGAGACAGUCAACCUCUGCUGUCACCUGCUAUUAACACUGUUGUCGUCCAAAAUGCCUCCUAGGAUGCAUUGCAGCGCUACAGAUGUAAAUAACAAUCAAAAUUCAUGUUCUGUGCUAAUUAUUUCUACAGUUACUGUUCCAGUUGUUUCAUUAAUUGUUAUAGUAUUUGGUAACAAUUUGACAGUGGCGCUGUCAAGACUGUCAUAAUUAUGUCAUGACACUGCCAUGUGCAUUAAUAAAUGCUUAUGACAGCUAUAAUUUUGUGUCAUCCAGCAAAUUAUCUCACUUUUGAAUGGAUGUAAAAGACCCGAGUUGGACAUAAUUUGCCGAAUGACAAUGACAUCUGUCAUAUGCAUUAAUUAAUGCAUAUGAUAGUGUCAUGUCAUAAUUAUGACUGUCGUAUGGCAGACGCCGCUGUCAAAGUGUUACCUAAUAACCCAAUAAUUUAACAACUAAACUGCACUGGACUAUAAUUCACAGGAUUCAAAAUGAGGGGAAAAAGUAGAGGUUUAUGGUCUGAAAUUACGGUAUUUGAAAUUUACUGAGAUUUAUUACACACAGCUGAAGUAGUUCAAGCCUUUUAUUGUUUUAAUAUUGAUGAUUGUGGCAAAAAAGUCAAGAAAAAACAAAAAUCGCUAUGUCAAAAAAUUAGCAUAUUUCAUCCGACCAACACAAAAAGUGUUUUUAAUACAAAAAAAAGUCAACCUUCAAUUAAUUAUAUCAGCUAUGCACUCAAUACUUGGUCGGGAAUCCUUUCGCAGAAAUGACUGCUUCAAUGAGGCGUGGCAUGGAGGCAAUCAGCCUGUGGCACUUCUGAGGCGUUAUGGAGGUCCAGGAUGCAUCGAUAGCGGCCUUGAGGUCAUCCACAGUGUUGGGUCUGGUGUCUCUCAACUUCCUUUUCACAAUAUCCCACAGAUUUUCUAUGGGGUUCAGGUCAGGAGAGUUGGCAGGCCAAUUGAGCACAGUACUGCCAUAGUCAGUAAACCAUUUACCAGUGGUUUUGGCACUGUGAGCAGGUGCCAGAUUGUGCUGAAAAAUGAAAUCUUCAUCUCCAUAACGCUUUUCAGCAGAUGGAAGCACGAAGUGCUCCAAAAUCUCCUGAUAGCUACCUGCAUUGACCCUGCCCUUGAUAAAACAGACCAGGGUUCACUAAAUCCGGACCCUACAGUAGACCAACACCAGCAGCUGACAUGGCACCCCAGACCAUCACUGACUGUGGGUACUUGACACUGGACUUCAGGCAUUUUGGCAUUUCCUUCUCCUCAGUCUUCCUCCAAACUCUGGCACCUUGAUUUCCGAAUGACAUGCAAAAUUUGCUUUCAUCUGAAAAAAGUACUUUGGACCACUGGGCAACAGUCCAGUAUUGCUUCUCUGUAGCCCAGGUCAGGUGCUUCUGCCACUGUUUCAGGUUCAAAAGUGCCUUGACCUGGGGAAUGCGGCACCUGUAGCCCAUUUCCAGCACACGCCUGUGCACGGUGGCUCUAGAUGUUUCUACUCUAGAUUCAGUCCACUGUUUCUGCAGGUCCCCCAAGGUCUGGAAUCGCCCCUUCUCCACAAUCUUUCUCAGUGUGUGGUCACCUCUUCUGGUUGUGCAGCAUUUCCUUCCACACUUUUUCCUUCCCACUUAGGCGCCUUGAUACAGCACUCUGGGAACAGCCUAUUCACUAAGAAAUUUCUGUGUCUUAGCUUCUUGCUUGAGGGUGUCAAUGAUGGCCUUCUGGACAGCAGUCAGGUCGGCAGUUUUGCCCAUGAUUGCGGUUAUGAGUAAUGAACCAGGCUAGGAGUUUUAAAAGUCUCAGGAAUCUUUCGCAGGGGUUUUGAGUUAAUUCGAUGAUUCAGAGGAUUAGGUUAGUAGCUUCUUAAGAGUACCUUUUCAUUAUAUAAUUUUUUGAGAUAGGGAUUUGUUUUUUCUGGACUUUUUUGCCAUAAUCAUCAAUAUUAAAACAAUAUAAGGCUUGAACUACUUCAGUUGUGUGUAAUGAAUCUAAAAUAUAUGAAAGUAAUGUUUAUCAGUACAUUACAGAAUAUAAUGAACUUUAUCACAAUAAGUUUAGUUUUUGAGAAGGACCAGUAUUGUGCUGGUGCACCUAAAGAAAAAAAGUUAGGCGCACCAGUGCAACCAAUGUAAAAAGUAAAGGACAAAUUAUACCGGAUGCGUGUGAGGUACGGAUCUGCCAAUCUCCGUGUUGACUGCGUGCGCCGCAGCACGUCAACAAUAGAGCAAAACAUGCCGACUUCGCACAACUGUGGUUCGGCAGCUCCGUCCCGUCGUGAGAUCUUGCGAUAAUGUGGCAUUAAAAAUGACAAACUGUACUUAACAGAGAAGCAGAGAGAGAGAGACUUGAUUUGAAAGAACAUUUUUCCGCAAUUUUUUUUUGCUUUUACCAUGGGUUUGUGACACACCGACCAAGUCAACAACCCGUUCUCUACUAUUUAUUUACGGUUUUAAAUGACAUAACUUGCAUAACUCUCCGUCCACCCUCACAGCUUCUGCUAAGGCGCUCCAUGUAGAUUCCUUUUUGAAGUUGUCCUCACAAAAUGGAUCUGCAGUAUCGUAAAUCACUUUGAGACUUUCGACCUCCAUUAUGAAUUGUUCAUCGUCCAUGUUCGCUGGUGUUUAAACCGUAAAUAAGCACCUGGCCUGUGUACUCAAGGCCCGGGUCCGCCCAUUUUGACAGAUGAGUCUCCGGUAAAAAUGGAAAAUAGCCCAAACCAUCCGGCGGCAGAGCUUUUCUGUAGCGCAUAUGCAGCCGGUAUAAUUUGAACAACAUAGAAUGGAAACUGAUUGGCUCCACCGUUUUAUCUUGGCGGAUGUAAAAUUCUCUUAAAUAGGUGGAUUUAAAUAAGCUUUUAAUCUGGCUUCUCCCUUAUGUGUUUGUUUAAAUGAUGCCAACCUUUGCCCGCCAUGACUGCCAAACUGUACUGCCUUUGUCUCACUAGCAUGUGUUGAAAUAAUUUUGUUGACUUCAUUAAAAAGGAAAGCGAUGACUGUUCUCAGUUCCUUGAAAUAAAAAAAGGACACGUGGAAAUUUUAACAUUUUAAUUUCAUCACAGGAGCUCGUUACAACAAUGGGCAGCAUGUAGCGCGCACCGAUUCAAACCCAACCCAAACACCAGGAAGAUUUGAAUGAAGCUGCAGCCUCAGUCACAGUAAGAAAAAUACGACACUAUAUGGGACUCUUCAUCCCCACAUUUGUGAUGGUAGAUAAGAUGCCACUUGGGAGCAUGUGCGUGUAUGCAUUCAGAAAGCUUACGAGCAUAUUUGCCUUAAAACAUGCAUGAGUAAAAAAAAAAAAAAAAAAAAAUUAAGACUUUCCAGGUUGAAUUAAAACCUGAAGGCAAAAGGUCUUAAUCUUUCCUGAUGGUCCAUGUUAAAAGGCAAUAGGCUGCAAUAAAAGAAAAUGAGAAGGAUGAAACAACUUUUUCUGCUCAGAAACGACUGGGGAGGGAAAAUAAAGAGGUGACCUGAAUUCGAAAUAUUCUACCAAGUCGACAAAUCUGCUCAAAGGCUUUAGAAGGGCUGUGUCCAAGAACGAUGUAAAGUAAUCAUGCAGCUGCCCCACACACUCAAUACAUACAGCACUGCUCCUGUAGUUUCCCAAGGCAGACAUGGUGAUCAUUAAAAAAAACCUGACAAACAGAAGUAUGAAAAGCAGAACAAGACAAGGA
Molecule: messenger RNA, 6683 nt
Organism: Corythoichthys intestinalis (scribbled pipefish)
Lineage: Eukaryota; Metazoa; Chordata; Actinopteri; Syngnathiformes; Syngnathidae
Gene: cdr2l
Product: cerebellar degeneration-related protein 2-like
Exons: 5
Coding region: 282-1670 (462 amino acids)
Source: RefSeq, a predicted model, not a curated record